AUGUCUCGAUAUUCCAUAUCUUCUUCCGCUCCAUAUUGCCUCUCGGAAAUUAUAAACCUCUGUCCUGAAGAAGAGAGGCAUUGUGCCGGUUAUGCACCUUCACAGAAGCGUCGAUGCCACAACCCCAUCAACGCGGGGAAUUGUCGCAUGGCCUCUAAUCUCCUUAGCCGAGGCACCGAGAGACUUUCUUCACGGAGUUCUAUAGAUGACUUACUCGAAAACCUAGCCCCUCUGGUCCUUUGUUGGAGACAUGGGAAUCAGGCCGAUGGCUUGGUUGAUACUUGGCGCAGGCAGGUCCGCGACUUUCAGACUACCCGGACUACACGACUUGAGUCGUUGGAUACAGCUAUUUUAAAAGAGGAAAUUAUACCGAACCUGCGCCGGGAAGUCAACCAGGAAAUCGAGGAGCUCAGAGACGGCAUCAGAGAAGAGCUCAGACGACUCCAGGCUCAUGCGGCUUUCUCGCUUCCAUCGCAAGCUGCCGUGCGUGGGGACUCCCCGAGGAUACCCGCAAGACUUAGUACCGGCACAAGGAUGACAACCGGUGCACCAAGCACGCCAUCGAGGAGGUUGGCCGGGGCCCCAGCACCGACGUUACGGAGGUCCACGCCAAAUAGAGUGGAAUCGGGAAAUACCGUUCGUCCUAGUGCGAUCGAAGCGUCAACAACAGAUUCAACCGGAUCAGUUCGCUUUUCCCAGCGCACAACUACUCGUCAGUGUGUGGAAGGCGUCUGCGGCAUUUGUAUACUGCCACUGUCGGAGUUGUCGGAGCCAGAACAUCGGGCGGCUGAUCACGACAAAUCUGACGCACAGAAUAACUCAGAAGAGGAAGAAGAGGAAGGUGAGGCAAAUCAAGAACAACCCUCUGGAAGUGGUUCUCGACAUGUUAGAGGUGCUAGGGAUUUGGUGUGGUGCAAGGCACAAUGCGGAAUCAACUUUCACAAGACCUGUAUGGAUAAAUGGAUUGCAACAACCGGCUCCCUCCGGGCAACAUGUCCAAACUGUAGGGCUAGUUGGCGGCCAUGA
Molecule: messenger RNA, 1026 nt
Organism: Aspergillus tanneri
Lineage: Eukaryota; Fungi; Ascomycota; Eurotiomycetes; Eurotiales; Aspergillaceae
Exons: 1
Coding region: 1-1026 (341 amino acids)
Biological process (GO): anaphase-promoting complex-dependent catabolic process
Cellular component (GO): anaphase-promoting complex
Molecular function (GO): cullin family protein binding; zinc ion binding; ubiquitin protein ligase activity
Source: RefSeq, a predicted model, not a curated record